Drosophila montana is the source of this 2014-nucleotide messenger RNA. RefSeq names its product E3 ubiquitin-protein ligase RNF25. Gene Ontology annotation, molecular function: ubiquitin protein ligase activity; protein binding. Gene Ontology annotation, biological process: protein ubiquitination. The record is from RefSeq and is a predicted model, not a curated record. Gene Ontology annotation, cellular component: nucleus. Bases 150 to 1304 code for a protein of 384 amino acids. Lineage: Eukaryota; Metazoa; Arthropoda; Insecta; Diptera; Drosophilidae. The transcript is spliced from 3 exons.
UGGCCGCCCUGUUAAAGUUGCGCUGCGACUGUCCCAUUAGAGUUGUUGUUGUCAGGCGCAAAAUUUUUGUCUCAAUCGAUUUUUUUAUAAUAUUUAAGAAAUUAACACUUAACCAAAUCAAAAUAUCCCCAACAAAAGUAACAACGAACAUGGAGACUUUGCUAGACGAGGAAUUGGAGUCGUUGGAGGCGAUUCUUAUGGACGAUGUGCGCAUUUUGCGCCGCACCAACGGCGCUGUCGAAAUCAUUGAGACAACGGUGCUGCCGCUGACCGGCGAGGAGGACGAGCAGCAAUAUAUUUGCGUAACGCUCCAGGUGCUGCCCCCACCUGGCUAUCCGGAUGUGAGUCCCACGUUCAAGCUGCUGCGUCCGCGUGGCCUGGAUGAUGGCCGCCUGGAGGCCAUACGCAGCGCUUGCAACGCCAAGAUCAAAGAGUCGAUCGGCCUGCCCGUUGUCUUCGAUUUGAUUGAGGUGGUGCGGGAACAUUUGACCGGCAGCAAUUUGCCCAGUGGCCAGUGCGUCAUCUGCUUGUAUGGGUUUAGCGAAGGCGAUGAGUUCACGCGGACCGAGUGCUUCCAUUACCUGCACAGCUAUUGCCUGGCACGCCAUUUGAAUGCGCUGCGUCGCAGCUACCAGGAGGAGUUCGACAAGCUGCCAGCUUGGCUGCAAAAGACUGCAGAUCCCUUCCAGGCGCUGUGCCCCGUCUGCCGGGAGCACAUACACGACGAGUCCGAUAGCCUCAAGUGCGCGAUGCCGCCCUCCGAGCUGGAGAAUGCGCCCGAAUUUCAGGUAACACAGGAACUGCGCCAGAUGCAGCAGCGCAUGUCGCAGCUGUUUCUGCAGCAGAAGAGUCGUGGAGCCAUUAUCGAUGCAGAGGCCGAGGCCGGCACCGUCAUUGCCAUAGAGACCGAAGAGGAUGUGCGUCGGCGACAGCGUCACGAAGAGGCCGAGGCUGCCAAGAAGCUGGCCACAUCACCAGAGGCAGCCGGCAGCACGGCCUGUGCCAAGCCCGCCGCCAGCAGCUUUGCGCCCGUGGUGCAGGAGACGCAGCGUAUCCUGCCGGAGCCCACAAACAACAACUAUCAGCAUCACAAUCGUCGGCAUUAUCGCGGCGGCCGGCGUCAUCAUCAUCAUCACCACCAUCAUCAUCGUGGCGAGCGCGCCGAGGCUGCGCAUACCUCAGGGGCUGCUGCUGUUGGAGGAGGAGGCGCAGGUGCAGCUGGUGCCGCAGCUGGCAGUGGCGCCAGCUCUGGCGCAGGCAAACAGCCAAAGGCGCAAACUGCCGGGAGCGGCCAUGCCAGGUGACACUGGCGCAGCACCAGGCUGCUGCGUCUAACAAUGCCAAUUAAAAAAGACGCAGCCCUGACGCUAACAAUGCCAAUGCCCAAGCUGUUGCGCCCGCUGCUGUCCUGCUGCUAAUAUACAACAACAAUAACACACACACAUACACACACUCCGCCCCCUUUAAAACUCGCUCCUUUAGUUUGUUUAUUUUAAUUUGUUUGUGCAACACUCAAUUUCUGUGAAUUUCUGAACCAACUAGUUGGCUCAGAUGAUGAUUGAUUGAUUGAUUGACUUAUGUUUAGUUUAGCUGGAUGGCGAGCGUGGUUUAGCGAAUUUCAAUUGAUCUAUAUUGUAUAUGUAUAUUUAUAACUAUGUAUUUAGUUUUAUGUUUAUUAUAUAACGAUACAUCUAUUUGUAUUUGUAAUGGCUUACAAAAGACUUGCGGCAUUGUGCCGACGAUAUUAUUGGUUAGGAGAACAUUUAGGGCGUUCCGAAAUAUAUGUAUUUUAGCAGCACCAACUGGCAGCGCUGGCGUUGACGUACACACACACAUACACACACACACAAGCACACUUUGAUAUUUACUAAACGCAUAAACUGCAAUUCGCACUUGAACUUUAGCAUAAAUGUUUAACUCGUAACUAUUCCCCCCCUCUAUCGUUCUUCUCUGUGGCAGCUUAGCACAAGAUACAUGAAAACAAUAAAAUAAAAAUAAAAUUUAUGUAAAGUCA